Papaver somniferum (opium poppy) is the source of this 696-nucleotide messenger RNA. RefSeq lists its product as uncharacterized. The record is from RefSeq and is a predicted model, not a curated record. The transcript is spliced from 2 exons. The coding region runs from base 190 to 681 and encodes 163 amino acids. NCBI's taxonomy places the organism in Eukaryota, Viridiplantae, Streptophyta, Magnoliopsida, Ranunculales, Papaveraceae.
UCUGGCUAUGUGGAGUUCACAUUGCCAACGUUCUUUGGUUCUUGUAAUCAGAUCCAGUUCGCUUGAGCCAGCAUCAACUAAAAACGUUUAGAAAACAAACCAGAUAAAAUCCUUGAGCUAGCUGAUGCUCGAAUCUAUAAAUAGACUUGAAUACCUGAGUGAGUAUGUGCAAUUCAUUCAGAGUUAGCUAUGGCUCGGUGCAGCAUCGCAAUUCUUCUUAUCGGCGUCCUCUUUUUCUUCAAUACUCUUGCUUGCACAGCGAAAGUGGAUUUUAAAUGUGAACAGUAUCGCGUCAUAAAGGACAUGGAUGGAAAUAUUGUGAAAAAGACGCAUGAAGUGUGGUAUCCUGAUAUCUUAUCGGAAAGUAGUUUGUCGGAGGCCUUGUGCGUCGUAAAUAAUGGUAGCUGUAUAUAUACUUGUGGAAGCAGAGAAAUAUUUGAUGAUUCAAUUGAACCCAUAAGUAUUAUGGCUGAUUGCUUCCUGGAUGAUGUGACCAAAAACAAAGUGUGUGCCUGUUGCACUAAUCAUUUCCCGGAGCAGAAUAGUUCCGGGGCGUACACAGUGGUAGUAAAUAUUGAUGUAUCUGGACCGUCGAUGAGUAAUUUGGUACCCUUGCUGAUUCUUGAACGAGGAGGUAAAAUAUAUCUUUAUGAACCAAAGGUUGUGCUUGUUUGUUUUUAAUGUAAUUCAUUUGUG